AUGGCGGAGGAAUAUGAAAAGUUUAAACGGUUUGAGUAUCGAAUGAACUCAAACCUGGUUCUUCAAAGAGAAGGACCAGCACCUAAUCAGAAUGAGCCAACGGGAGAAAGUGAAAGUCUAGUUGGCAAGAUAAAAUAUAAGAUGGGUGAUAAAGUAGAAUAUAAUAAACCAGUAGAUUCAAGAAGAGGGAAAAACAAAAAUGAUCGGAGUAAUAAAAAACGUUUAGAUGAUGAUAAUGAAAUAUAUUUUGAAAAAAAAGUAAAAAGGAUUAAAAAUAAUUCUUAUAUAAAUAAUGUAAAAGAAAAAAGUGUUUUAAAUGUAAAUAUCGAUGAUAUAUUUUUAUAUAAGCCAAGUACAAAAUAUACGGAAGAGAUAUUUAGUAAAAUUAUGAGCAUAGUAAGAAAUAUAAUAGGUGAUAAUACAGGAGAUAUUAUAAAUAGUGCAUGUAAUGAUGUAAUAAGUAUUUUAAAAAAUGAUGAAAUUCAAAAUAAUGAUACAAAAAAAAGUGAAAUAGAAGAUGUGCUAGAAAUUAGUAUAUCAGACAAUGAAUUUAUUGAAUUAAAUAAUUUAGCUAAAGAAAUUUAUGACUUUGAUAAAAAAGAUGAAGAUAAUGAAAUUGGAGAUGAUGAAGGGGUUGCAGUUAUUUUUGAUGAAGCAGAUGAUUAUUUUAAUUAUAAAAAUGGAAAAAAUAAAAGAAGUGAUAAUUUAGAUGAUACAGGUACUAAUGUAAGUGAAUUGAGUUUGGAUGAAGAGGACGAGGAGGAAGAAGAAGAGGAAGAGGAAGAAGAGGAGGAAGAAGAGGAGGACAGUGAAGAGGAAGAAGAAGAGGAAGAAGGAAAGGAAGAUAAUGAGUUAAGUUUAAAAAAAGGUAGAAAAAAUAAAAAAUAUGAAACUCAUUUAAGUUUAAAAAAUGUGAAUAAAGAUUUAAAAUUUGGAAAAAAUAAAGAAUCAGAUGAAUAUGAAAUAGAUACAAAUAGUAUAGAUCCACAUUGGCUUCAAAGAAAAUUAAAUACAAUAUUUAGUGAAGCUAGUUUAUGUAUAGAAAAAGAAAAAGAAGUAUUAGAUAUAUUAAAAAUAUAUGAUAUACAAGAAUGUGAAAAUAAAUUAGUAAAUAUAUUAAUGUAUGAAAAUUUUUCAAUGGUUAAAUUGUUUAUAAAAAACCGAUGGAAAAUAUAUUAUUGUACAUUACUUGGUCAGGCUCAAAGUGAAAAAGAAAAAAAAGAAAUAAUUGAAAAUAUGAAAAAAACUGAGGAAGGAGAAGAAAUAUUGGAAGAACUAUCAAAUUUUAGAAAUAUAAAAAGAAAUAAGCAAAGUGAAUUUACAAAAAAUUUAAGAAAAGAAGCAGAUAACUUAAUAAGCAUGAAAAUGAAAGAAGGAAGUAAGUAUGGAGAAAAAGAUGGAUCAGGUAAUUCAAAACAAUUUAUACAUGAUGACGAGGGUGGAGAAAGCGAGGAAGAAGAAGAGGAGGAAGAUGAAGAAGGAGAUGAUGAAAAUGGGCAAGGAAUAAAAAUAAAUGUAAAAAUGAAUGAGAAAGGAAAGAUAAAAAGUCGAGAUGAUGAGUUAAAAGCUAAAUAUAUAGAUUUAGAAAAAUUAAAUUUAAAAAUAAAAAAUAAUGAUUUUUUAAAUAAAGAAAUAAUAUUACCUGAUGGAAGUAAAAGAAUUGAAAAAAAAGAAUAUGAUGAAAUAAUAAUAUCACCAAAUAGUAAUGAUAAAAAAAGUAGUAAAAAUAGUUUACGAAAUAAUAAAUAUAAUUAUUAUACAAAUAAAGAUGAGAUAAAAUUAAUUGAUAUAAAUGAAAUGCCUGAAUGGAGUAGGGAAACAUUUUUUUGUGUGAAUGUUAAGAAGUUAAAUGCAGUUCAAUCAGCUGUAUAUGAUAUAGCUUUUAAUAAGUUUGAAGAGAAUUUAUUAAUAUGUGCACCUACCGGUUCAGGUAAAACAAAUAUUGCAUUAUUAUGUAUGUUGAAUGUGAUUAAUAAUUAUCGUUUAUCGAGUGGAAAUAUAGAAAAGAAUAAUUUUAAAAUAGUUUAUAUAUCACCUAUGAAGGCAUUAGUAAAUGAACAAGUACAAUCAUUUAGCUUACGAUUGAAAUCAUUGAAUUUAAAAGUUUGUGAAUUAACAGGAGAUGUACAUUUAAGUAGUAGAGAAAUUGAUGAUCAUCAGGUUAUUGUUAUGACUCCCGAAAAGUUUGAAGUAAUUAGUAGAAAAUGGAAUGAUAAAAUAAUGUUACAAAAAAUAAGAUUAAUAAUUUUUGAUGAAAUCCAUUUAUUAAAUGAAGCAAGAGGUCAUGUUUUAGAAAGUAUAAUUACUAGAAUAAAUAGAUAUGUUGAUAAUAAUGCAUCUAGUAUUAGUAAUAUAAAUAAAAAUAAUGGAAUACGAUUAGUAGGUUUAUCUGCUACACUUCCUAAUUAUGAAGAUGUAGGAAUAUUUUUAAGAGCCGAUCCUAAAGAGGGUAUUUUUUAUUUUGAUUAUUCUUUUCGACCAGUACAAUUAGAGCAAUAUUAUAUUGGAUUAAAAGAAAAAAAAGGAAUAAAAAAAUAUAACCUUAUGAAUGAAAUAACAUAUGAAAAAGUUUUAGAAGAAGCUGGUAAAAACCAGAUGCUAAUUUUUGUUCACAGUAGAAAAGAAACAUAUAGAACUGCCAAAAUAUUAAUUGAUAAGUUUGUAAAAAAUGAUAAUUUAAAUUUAUUUUUGAUGGAUAAGAAAAUAUCUAGUGAAAUAUUAUUGUCUGAAAAAGAGGCUAUAGUAAAUGAGGAAUUAAAAGAAUUAUUACCUUUAGGUUUUGGUAUACAUCAUGCAGGUUUAAAAAGAACAGAUCGUAAAUUAGUUGAAGAUUUAUUUUCUGAUAGACAUUUACAAGUAUUAGUAUGUACAAGUACAUUAGCAUGGGGUGUAAAUUUACCUGCACAUACAGUUAUAAUAAAAGGUACGACAAUAUAUAAUAUAAAUAUAGGUAAUUUUGAUGAGCUAUCAUUUAUGGAUGUUUUACAGAUGAUUGGUAGAUCAGGUAGACCUCAAUAUGAUAAAACAGGAAAAGCUAUAAUAAUUACGGAUCAUAAAAAUUUACAAUUAUAUCUUUCAUUAAAUAAUGAGCAGAUGUAUAUUGAAUCUACAUUAAUGCAAAAUGUAAUAAAUAUAAUAAAUGCUGAAAUAGUUUUAAAAAAUAUUCAAGACUUUAAAGAUGCAAUAAAUUGGUUUAAAUAUACUUAUAUGUACAUACGUAUGAUGAAAAAUCCAAAUCAUUAUGGAAUAGGAGAUGAUAAGAAUAGACUUAUAAAAAAUGUAAACAAUCGAGUUAAUGAUAUAAUAUAUUCUUCAUUUUUAACAUUAGAAAAAUAUGAUUUAAUAAAAUAUAAUAAAAAAUUAAAAAAUGUAAAUAGUACAUAUAUAGGAAAGAUUAGUAGUUUUUAUUAUAUAGAUUAUAAAUCUAUGGAUAUGUAUAAUAAAAAAUUAAAUAAAUAUACAAGUGAGAUUGAAUUAUUGAAAAUAUUUGCAAUGAGUGAGGAGUUUAAAAAUAUAUUUAUUCGUAAUGAGGAAAAAACAGAGUUAUCGAUUUUAAUGGAAAAAUUACCAAUACCUGUUAAAGAAUCUAUUAAUAUAUCUUUUACAAAAAUAAGUAUAUUAUUACAAUUAUAUCUUUCAAAUAUAACAUUAAAUGGAUAUAUAAUAAAUGCAGACUUAGUAUAUAUUCAUCAAAAUGCUUUACGUAUAUUUCGGUCUCUUUUUGAAAUUGCAUUAAAAAAAGGGUUUUAUAAUUUAAUUUAUUUAUGUUUAAAAUUUUGUAAAAUGGUAGAGCAUCGAAUGUGGAGUAGUAUGACGCCUUUAAGACAGUUUGGAUUAUUAAGUAAAGAUUUAAUAAAAAUAAUUGAAAAAAAGAAUAUAAGUUUUAAAAAUUAUUUAACUAUGGAUUUAAAUGAAUAUAUAACAGUAUUUAAAAAUAAAAAGAUAGCAAAAAAUAUAUAUAAAUUAGUUCAUCAUUUUCCUAAUAUUGAAUUAAGUGCAUAUAUCCAACCAAUAGAUCAUAAGAUGGUUAAGGUAGAAUUAAAUGUGACUCCUGAUUUUAUUUAUAAUCCUAAAUAUCAUGGAUAUACGAUGUUAUUUUGGGUGUUUGUUUUUGAUAUUGCUAAUGAAAAUAUAUUACAUUAUGAUGUGUUUACUUUAAAAAAAGGAUUUGAAACAGAUACAAUGUUAGAUGGUAUAAAUGGUGGGAGUUCAAAUAAAAAAAAUAAUUGUGAUAGUUUUGAUGAACAGUUAGUACGAUUUUAUUUACCAGUAAAUGAUAGCCCAUUUUAUAUAAUAAAAGUAAUUUCUGAUAAAUGGCUAGAAUGUGAAUGUACAGUAAAUAUAAAUUUGAAUGAUAUUUAUUUACCUCCAAAACAAGGGUACUCUACUCAACUAUUAGAUCUUCAAGCUUUACCAAUAAGUUCAUUAAAAUUUGAUAGUGGAAAAAAACUAUUUAUGGAUCGAAAUAUAGAGAGUUUAAAUCCAGUAAGUACACAAGUAUUUACAUCUUUAUAUGAAAAUAAUGGAAACGUAUUAGUAUGUUGUUCAAAUUGGCAAUAUUAUUUAAUAUCAGCUGAGUUGGCAAUAUUUCGUAUAGUAAAAUAUUUUGAAGAAUUACAUGACUAUGUAAGGUAUUAUAUAAAAAGUGAAAAUAACUUAACUAAAAUAAUGAAUGAUAAAAAGUUAGCUAACAUUCUUUAUAAUGACCAUUUAAGUUUGAUAAAAAUAGUUUAUAUAGCCCCUUUAGAGGAAAUAGUUUUAAAAACCCAUAAAAAUUGGAUAGCAUUAAAAAAGACAUUAAAUUUAAAAAUGUGUAUAUUAAGUGGUGAUGUAGGAAUAGAUAUGAAACUAUUUCAAACAAAUAAUAUAAUAUUAACAACUCCAGAUAAAUAUGAUAAUAUAUCUAAGAAAUGGAGAAGGAAAAAAAUGUUUCAAAAUGUGAGUCUCUAUAUUUACGAUCAUAUAGAAUUAUUAAAUACAAACUAUGGAGCUAUUAUGGAAGUUCUAAUAAGUAGAGUACGAUAUAUAUCAAUACAAUUACAAAUAAAUAAUAAAAGUGAAUCUACCAAAAGUGGUAGUGAAUUGAUAACUCAAGAGGAUUUAGAUCUUGUGAAGGAGUAUAUACAAAAUGAAAAAGAUAAAGGUAAUAAGAGUUCUAAAAAAAAUAAUAAUGAAAUAGCAACACAUUUAGAUAAGUUACGUAAUUUAAAAAUGGAAGAUAUAUAUAAAUAUAUAGGAAUAAAUAGAAUAGUAUGUUUAUCUAGUUGUUCAUUACAAAAUUCGAAGGAUGUAUCUGAAUGGAUAGGAUGUAAAAAAAAUGAUUACUACAAUUUUAUAUCAACAACUCGUACAAUACCAAUUGAAAUAUAUUUAUUUGCAGUAAAUAUUAUGAAUACAAAAAAUCGAUAUAUAUCAAUGCAACGUCAGGUUUAUCAGAAUAUAAAAAAGUUUAUUAAAAGUAAAAAGAAUGUUAUAAUUUUUGUUACAGAACAGAAGGGAUGUAAAACAUUAGCACUUGAUUUAAUUUUAUCAGCAUGUAAUGAUGACUUUACUUUUAAUUCGGUGGUUAGUGAUACUAUGAAUUAUAAAAAUAAAGAAAAUGAAAAUAUUUUCGAUCAUAUUAGUGAUAAUAUUUUAGUAGAAUGUUUAAAAAAAGGGGUAGGAUAUAUAUAUAAUAAUAUGUUGGAUAUAGAAAAAAAAAUAGUUGAAAAUUUAUUUGAUAAGAAGGGAUUUGAAGUAUUAAUAAUAUGUUAUGAUUAUUUAUAUAGUUUAAAUGUUUAUGGAAAUAAUAUAAUAAUAUUAGAUACUAUAAUAACCCAUUAUAAUAAUAAAGAAGAGGACUAUUCGAUUCAAUCGAUUUUAGAAAUGAUUAGUUUUGCAGGUAGAGAAAGAGAAGAUGAUAAAUCAUUUGUUUAUAUAUAUACAUAUAUAACAAAAAAAGAAUAUUAUAAAAAUUUUAUAUACGAGCCAAUAACAAUUGAAUCUAAUAUCGAAGAGUAUUUACCAAACUUAUUAAAUAAUGAGAUAGUUAUGAAUACUAUUGAAAAUUAUCAAGAUUCUAUUGAUUUAUUAACUUGGUCAUUUUUUUAUAGACGUAUAAAAAAGAAUCCUAAUUAUUAUGGAUUAAAAGGUGUUAGUACUGAACAUAUAUCUGAUUAUUUAUCUGAGUUGAUUGAAAAUAAUAUUGAAUUAUUAUCUAUUGCUAAUUGUGUUAGUGUAUCUAAUGAAGAGGAUGAAGAAGGGGAUGGAUCAUCAGGUGUUUUAUUAAAACCAUGUAAUCUUGGAAUUAUAUCAUCAUUUUAUAAUUUAGAUUAUCAUAUAAUAUAUUUUUUUAAUCAGUAUAUUAGUUCAAUAAAGGGAUUGAAAAAAAAAAAAAUAUUAGAAAUAGUUUGUCUUGCUAACAUAUUUAGUGAUAUAGUAAAGAUACAAAGUCAUGACAUAUUCCUUUGUUUAAAGAUUGCUAAAUCUUGCAAUAUACAAGUAACUUAUGAAUUUUUGAAAUUAUCAUUAGACAGUAAAAGUUUUUUUAAAGAAGAUGAUGAGGAAGAGCAUAAUGAUCAAAAUGAUAAUCAAAUAAUUAACUUAACUAAUUUUAUGGCUAAUCCAUCAUAUUUUACUCCAAAUUUAAAAGCUUUAAUAUUAUUACAUGCACAUAUAAAUAGAUUUUCUAUACCUGUAAAUUAUAUUGAAGAAACAAAAUAUGUUUUAUUGAAAUCAUUGAAAUUAAUAAAUUCAUUAAUAGAUGUAAUAAGUAGUAAUAAUAUUUUAAAUUAUUGUCUUUUUGUUAUGGAGAUGUCUCAGAUGAUAACCCAAUGUUUUAAAAGUACGGAUGAAUCAAAUUUAUAUCAACUACCAUAUUUUAAUGAAGAAUUAGUAGAAAAAGCAAAUAAACUUGAAAUAUUUGAUAUAUAUGAUUUAAUUAAUUCAGAAGAUGAUAUAAAAGAUGAUCUAUUAAAUGGUUUGAGUGAAAAAGAAAAAGGUGGUAUAGCUAAUUUUUGUAAUUCUUUUCCAAUUUUAGAAGUAAAUUAUGAUAUAGAUUUAGAUAAAGAAUAUAAAAUUAAUGAGAUUGCUCAAUUAAAUGUAAAUGUAGAUCGAGAUAUUUCAGAUGACGACCCAGUCGGAUUUGCACAUUCUACUUAUUUACCUUUUGAAAAAGAAGAAUCAUGGUGGUUUGUAAUUGGAAUUAAAAAACUUAAUUUAUUAUUAUCUAUUAAAAAGGUAUCUCUACUAAAGCAAGAGAAUAAUGUAAAAAUAAAUUUCGAACUACCAGAUAAACCAGGCAAAUAUGAUAUAGUUAUGUAUUUGGUUAGUGAUUCAUAUAUUGGAUGUGAUCAGGAGUACGAGUUUGCAAUGGUUGUUGACGAGUAG
Messenger RNA from Plasmodium vinckei vinckei, 7368 nucleotides. RefSeq names its product pre-mRNA-splicing helicase BRR2, putative. Gene Ontology annotation, molecular function: ATP binding; nucleic acid binding. NCBI's taxonomy places the organism in Eukaryota, Apicomplexa, Aconoidasida, Haemosporida, Plasmodiidae. The transcript has a single exon. The record is from RefSeq and is a predicted model, not a curated record. Gene Ontology annotation, cellular component: nucleus. Bases 1 to 7368 code for a protein of 2455 amino acids.